This is a messenger RNA of Lactuca saligna, 408 nucleotides long. The record is from the annotation of a GenBank genome assembly. Lineage: Eukaryota; Viridiplantae; Streptophyta; Magnoliopsida; Asterales; Asteraceae.
AUGUAUACUCUGCAUGUCAACCUUGGAGCCCUAACUGCUGGAUACUUCAACUUGAAGAACAAGCUUAUUGCAGAAUUUGAUGACAAGUUCAAUACCACAAUCGAAGAUCCAAAGGCAGCCAAGACUUCUCAAUUUGCCCCAUCCAAUACAUCACAAUCUGACCAGCUUGAUAACAAUCCUCCAGUCAGAACCACAACAAUCGUUGACCAAUUUGAAAUCAAACCAACUCAAACGCCUCAAAGAGUUACUCUUAAGCGAGCCCGACAGUCGCCAUCUUCUAAGAAGAUGGGGAAAUGGCUCUUCAUGAAAAAUUCCGAUCAAGAUGUUCGUGGAGACGAGCCCCAACUCACUAUGAUUAAUCUCAAAAAAAGGCAGUUCAGAGAUUCGUAUGUGGGGUUUUCACGAUAA